CCUGUUGUCAUUUUUCAGUCCAGACAGGUUCAGCUACGUCCUCUUCAUUUUGAGAUCACCUCUAUCCAGUUGUCAAAAUGAUGGAAGAAGUGUCUAUUGCGGUCGCUUACGAUGCUUAUAUUAUCGAUCAAAUGUCAGAGGAGGAAAUCUUGGCUAGUCUGGUGGCGGAGUCCCUACCAAAACAAGUGGUGUCAUCUAUAAAGCCAAAAAUAAGAGAUAACCAAGAUCAGCCAGACGAUCCACUUGACAGAUUUCUGAGAGAAAACCGUAAGCUUCAUGAAGCCAGUUUGCGCCUGGAGCAGGAGAAUGAUGACCUUGCACAAAAACUCGUCUCCAGCAAGAUUGCCCUGAGGGCUGCGCUAGACCAGACGGAGGAUCAAGUGGAGGAGUUAAGAAACGAGCUUUUAAAAACCAAACAAGUGCUGAAGAUGACAGAGGAACAGAAGAGGGGGAAAGAGGAGGAAGCUUCACAGCUGAAGGAAAUGUUUAGGAAAGAGUUGGAAAAAGCUGAAUCGGAUAUAAAGAGAUCAAAUAACAUCAUUGCUGAAUACAAGCAGAUUUGCUCUCAAUUGAACGCUAAACUUGAAAAGCAAAAAAGUCAAACAGAUGAGGAGCUGGCUGUUAUUAAGAGUAAGAUGCAGGAGUGUCGGCAGUGCAGUCGGAUCUUUAGCAGUGAUGGAUCCGUUCAGUUGUUUGUGAAGUGUGAUGAGAGCUCCGCUCAGAAUGAAGUCCAGGCUUCUCACAGACAACAAGUUCAGGAGUUAGAGAGAGAGUUGGCACAGACCAAACUACAGAUGGUGGAGUCUGAAUGCAAGAUCCAGGAGUUGGAGCACCAGAAUGCGGUUCUGCUGAAUGAACUUCAAGCUGCUAAAAACACCUGGCUCAGCAAAACUCUGGGCUCCAUCAGGACGGCUACCAGCAACCAUCAGAGCUCCUCUCAAACAGACCCUGUGUGGAGCUACACACAUAAUCCUCAGUCCAACUGGGUCACUAGAAGACUCUCCUGGGCACAUCGAGAAGAACGAGCCGCCAAAGUAUGACAAAUGCAUGCAUGCUAAUGGAGAUCCUCACGAACAAUGAAAAGGCUAUUGUCUCAAUGAGAGACAAAUCCAUGCAGAUUUAAUACUGGGGAAUGAAGUUUUCUCAGAGGAUGCAGUGAGGAAUAUCUGCCCCUAUAAGGAUACUUUGGCAGAUAUACUGCAUUCAAAGUCGACGAGGUUCAAGGUUUUGCCAGGUGUUGAACCCAUGACCUUGGUGUUGCUACGAGCACUAGCAGAAGAGCUACAGAAAGCUCCUGUUAGAUUAAGAGGGUGACAGAUGAGUUAAGGUACUCUGACAUGAAUACUAUACAGUAUGAAGGGUUUUUCUAUUUAAAUAUAAAUUAAGCAUAAAUAACUUAAAUACAGUGAUGUCACUGUUAGUCAGUUGUAAAUGUAUUUAUUUAAUUUUACUCAAAAAAACUUUAUA
This is a messenger RNA of Paramisgurnus dabryanus, 1467 nucleotides long. RefSeq names its product RAB GTPase activating protein 1-like 2 (gene rabgap1l2). NCBI's taxonomy places the organism in Eukaryota, Metazoa, Chordata, Actinopteri, Cypriniformes, Cobitidae. The record is from RefSeq and is a predicted model, not a curated record.